AUUGCACUACCCAACGGCAAGUUCCGUAUAUAGCGCAAUUUUAGUUCCAAUAGUAGGCAGUUCCAGUCUCUCAUCUUCAUGUGGUUGCUCGGUAAAGCUUUGCUCUGGCGAUAAUAGGGUUUACCCCGGUAUAGCGACGAGAUGGUGGCAGCCCUGACGAGCCGCACUCCAGGUAGGACACAUGCCCAGAAAGACUUUACAGGACAAAAACACAGCAGCGAAACAUAUAACGCAGACAUCAAUCUCGGACGAAUCCUUGUAUUGCCUCUCUGUCACGAUGAGAACAGAGAGCUUUGAAGCAUGGCGCAGAAUCACGCGGAUCCGUUUUGCCUACAUUUUGGUCCGAUGGCUCCGGCCAGCUCAGUGACAUCCGGGGCUGACUCCGCCGCACCUCCUCUCCCCCCACGACCCAAUAACGCGCUACCUCAUAUUCGUCGGCGACCUGUCAAUACAGCGCCUCUUCCCGCCUCUUCCCUCACUCAAACAGCGCUUCCUGCCUCCCCAUCACUCACCCAAACGGUGCCUCUACGCCCACCACGGCCCGAGUUCUCAAAUCCAGGACCUGGUGUCGCCCAAUACGCUGAUGAGAGGCCCGGUUCAUUGGAACAGCCAAUCAUUUCUAAUACGAGCGUCUUUAGUGGCCCCCAGGCCACUUCCAGCAUGCCUGCGCCUCACGGACAAGCAAGCGUAACCACAAACUCCCAAUCCCCUCAGUCAAGCGAUAGGCGGUCUUCGUGGAGCUCCACCUUCGGGAUUAUGGCGAAAGCCGCUUUGCCUGAAUCCCUAGCACCGGGCAUGUCGUCUCUGAUAUCCCGCGAUCAGGCCCCACCAGCCCUUUCCACACAACCCCCCACUACGCCGUUAUCCGGAAACCAGGUCAUUGUCAACGACGUCAGCCUUGGGCAGGCAGACAUCAUGAGCCUCCAGGCAUUGCUUGGUGCUGUACUACCCGGGUCUUACUGGUACGAUCGCCGCAGUGGGGCUUACGGGAUGAUCGGAGGACCUUGUAGUGGUUUCCUGUCGCCUGGCCUACCUCUUGGCUGCGGGCAACUCGCCGAGAAUGCCUCCGGGAAUACUGGUACAGGUGUCUUUAUCAACGGUCGCCAGAUUCAUAGUGUAGACGUUGUAGGCCUGCAGAGCGCUGGGACGGUUGUGAUGCCUGGACGCUGGUGGGUCAACGGCGACGGCACCUACGGAGCAGAGGGAAGCCCUCUUAUUCUCGGUCGCCUGAAUUUGCGCGCGUCAGCGAGUGCCAGUGGUGGUGCUGGUGGGAGCCAUAGUUGGUCGACAAGCAUGGGCCACUAUGGGGGUAGUGAUGGGCAGGGCUUCAGCUAUGUGGGAGGUCCAGGAUGGAGCUACUACAGCGGAUAACGUGGUUAUGAACGACCUCACAUUUCGACCAUUGGCGUCGGAAGUCUGACUAACAGACGCCUUUUUGUGCUGAUAUGAAAUGCGUUAAGGUGAAACGGAAAAUUCCGUGCAAUUUCGAGAAAGCGGCUUGGAAAGGGGGGCGUCGCCAUGAAACCUAAUUCAAUCUUCGACAAAUAGCCGGGCGGCGUCUAUAAGGCUUGGUUCUACUAGGACUAGUAGGUAGGUACCUAUCGAUCGCAAUGGGAGCAUGGCAAGUGAACAGCCACUGCCGAGUGGUGACUAUCAUAGCGUCAUACACCUCCACGCUAUUUGCUUUAAACCAAUUAUUAGUUAAAUUAACUCUUGAUGAAACUCGAGACAGGGAAAGUUUAGUUGUAUGUCGAAAAUAUCGAAAUUGAGCUUUUGAAUUCCUUG
Molecule: messenger RNA, 1785 nt
Organism: Truncatella angustata
Lineage: Eukaryota; Fungi; Ascomycota; Sordariomycetes; Amphisphaeriales; Sporocadaceae
Exons: 2
Coding region: 301-1371 (356 amino acids)
Source: RefSeq, a predicted model, not a curated record